UCUCCCUCCCUCAGUCGUGAGCACGCUUGUUUAUCUCUGGUCGAGGCAGGCGGAAGCGGCAAAGCAGACGCUCUGAUGCCGCUGUUAAUGUCGCCCUCAGGUCAUAAAAAUCGACCCACCUAGCCUACUUACGAGUUUGAUAGCGACGUAAGUGCGACAGUUAUUCUGACAGAGACGAAAACGGCAGCGCGACGAAAGAAACACCUCAGCUAACUCGCUAGCACCCUGAGGCGUUCUGUCAGACGGCGGCAGUGAUUGGCGCGCUCACACACUCCCGGGCGAUGACGUAAGCAGCCAAAAAUAAGCGCCGUAUAAAACGAAGAGGCGAGAUGACCGCAGUCGAGCUUGUACAGGCAACCAGGAGCUGUGUGUGGUAUAUAGUUGUUGGCGUGGGUGAGUCUAGGCGCCGGAUUUUCACACGUACUAAUAUGAUCUUAUAGUUAUUGUGGUACGUGUUUUAACGUCUAGUAGGCUGUACAUUUUGGACGUAGCUCACAUGCUCUUUGUCCUCUUCUGUUCCAGCUGAAGGGUGAAGCAUUUUUUAAACAGUGCUCAAUGUGUGGGGCAGAAGGAUAAUAAUGACAAGAUGAAAGGCAAAAAUGUUUGAAUCCUUUGAAAAGAGGAGCACCCUAGCUGAAGACAUGCAGUCCUUCAGAGAGCGGGGUGGUUUCCAGGGCAACCAGCGCUGCUAUCAGCAGGAACCCCAUGAAUUAUCUCGCCUUGAGAAUUACAGACAUCACAGCCAGACCGGACAGGGCUAUGAGGUGCACGCUCUUUCUGCUGCAGGGAUGCCAACAGCAGGAACAAGCUCUAAGGACUGUUAUGGGCAGCAGCCCUACCCCAGCUAUGGCAGCAGUUCAGCUCAGAGCAAGAAAUCAUACAGAGGAGGAAAAGCUCCAAGCCAGCACCUGCAGGCUGGCUACAGUAGCCACAUGAAUUCUGGAUAUUCAUCCCAGUACAUGAGUGAGGGACACUUGCAACAGAAGUGGGAUGAGUCUGGUCAGAUAUCUCAGUAUGAACAGGACAUUGUGGGUCAUCUUGAGCCUGGAGCCAGUGGUGCAUCCCAAUACCUUGAGCAGAACAUGCUAGCCAUUUCUCAAAGCCAGUGCCAUCUCCCCUCCCAACCCUCUGCACCUGUAUAUACAAGCCCCCAUCAGCAAGGUCAUCCUCCCAAUCCUACUCCAUCUCCAUUAAUGUACCCACAGAGCCACAUUCAUUUCCCUCAACACUCCCAACCACCCUCCUCCACCUCAUCAUCUUACUUGGAGAAAUGCAAUCCAAUUCCUCAUGGCUACAAAAGUGGCUACGGAAUGCCACUUAAUGCCCAGUAUUCAAGGCAGAUGGGUAACCACAGUAGUCUGAAGCAGAGCAGCUAUCGGCCACAGAAUAAUUAUGGCUACCAACAGCCUCCUUCAAGAGGUGGGUUUGAACAGCAGGCUUCCUUGCAGGGAAUGUCGGGUACACCAGAGAGUCUUCAAAAGUUCCCACAUUAUAAUCAGCCCCAACAAAACUACUGUAUAACCGAUCUUUCUGUGAGGUCACCUGAACAGUAUUACCAGAACUGCAGUCCAAGCUCCAGCCACUCACCUGCAAGGUCUGUGGGUAGGUCACCCUCAUAUAGCUCCACACCUUCUCCCUUAAUGCCCAAUCCUGACACAUUCCAGUAUGGCCAACCAAUCAACCCUUCCUCUUCUUCUGUGAAUCUACAAGAUCCAAGCAUGUUAAUGCCUCCACACACCCACCCAUCCCCAAGUGUUAAUCACCAAUCUCAGAGCUACUCCAGUUCUAUGAAGGACCGUUUUUCUGAGAAGCUUUUUUCUAACCCGAGCUUGUGGAGCCUUAAUGCUCUGACAUCUCAGGUAGAGAACAUCUCCAACAAUGUCCAACAAUUAUUGCUCUCAGAAGCUCUUAUGGCCAACAAAAAAGGUAACAAGCGAAAUCAGCCAAAAAAGGGAGAGGAAUAUAGGGGUAACUUAAAGGCAAUGGAGGACUCUCCAUGUCCUGAUAGUCAACAAGGUCCUCUCCCCAGUGAUUCUUAUGGCACCCCUAGAUCUAUGCCAGCUGAUCUACUAGAAGUAGGAUACUCCAGCAGCACUGAAGAUCAGAUGGAACGUAACUACUACUACUUUGGUCAGGGCAAAGGUCCAACACAUGCUUCAGCACAUUCUCAAUUGAGUCUGGACGCAGUUUCUACCUGCUCCAUGAACUCAACAGAUGACAUGUCUGUCAGGUCAGGUGACUCAGAUCGGAGUAUACAUAGUGCCGCCUCUGAAGAUAAUCUUAGCUGUGACCCUAGGGUGCAGAGAGUGCCAUUUGGAGAGGAGCAGCACAGUUCUCUUAGAAACAUUAGAAACGAAAGGUCCCCGAUUAGUGUAACAGCUCCAAGCCCAAUGAAGCAGGAAAGUAAUUCUCCAAUAGGCAUAAAGCAAUCUGAGAGUACUCAGAAGGAGAAUUUUGAGGAAUCUGCCUGGACUGAGAGGAUAACUGAUGAAAAAGAACUUGGAAAAAUGAAGCUGGCCACAGAACAUAAAUGCAAAGGAGAAGUUUUUGAGGCAUCUGAGAAACGACAGGAAUGGUUAGAGGAUGAGAAGUGCCCCACCUUUUUUCAUAAGUUAAAUAAAGAAGUGUCAAAUGAAAGCUACUCUUAUGAAACAGAAGACAGCAUCUAUCAGAAACUGAAAACCAAAUAUGAGACAGAGGAAGAUGACUUUGCUGGGAAGUGUUGUGACACCAGCAGCAAAGGAAAUGAAGAUUCAGAAAAGAAAUCUGAAAUGUUCAAAUCACAGAAUAAUGGCGAGGACCCUAUAACAGCAUCACCAGCUAUUUCAAAAGAUGUGCCUGAGUCCAAUCUAUAUUUGCCUAGGAAAGAGGAAAACUCAGAAACAACCCAUCUCACCUCUGAGUGUGAAUCUUCAAAGGAAAGACUGUCAACCUCUGAGAGACAGAAUGAUGUCUUUGAGGAGCAACAGUCUGCCCUAUCCUAUUCAGUCUCUAAAGUAAGAGAGAAAGGAAGUCUGACAUCCAAUGAAGAUGUGAUUAAUAAUAAAGCAAAACUAGAAGAGUUCUCUUCAGAGGCCUGUAAUAAUCAAGGGGAGACAGCAAGUGGACCACUUCGUGUCAACACCGAAAUAGCUGAGACCCAUGUCCAAGAUAUAGCCCACAGAAGCAGUGAAAGGGCAUGUGACAUUGCACCUCAGUCUCACACUGUCAGGAGUGGCUUCUCAGCUCUCAAUGAGAAAACAACACCUCAGAAUCAGGCGAGGGAUCACAUUGAUCACAAUGAUGCAAAAGUGCUGGAGCCUGACUCCCCUCAGUUGCCAGGCAAGUCAAUAAUAUCUUCCGCACCAUCUUGGGCUGAUACUCCACCAUCCCCACAGAAAGGUGAUGAGGAUGUGGAACCAGGUUUAAGCUGUCCCAGUGCAACAAAACCAGAGCCCAUGGCCCCUUCUGCACAUCCAAGACUAUUGGGCAGAAAGCAUGCAAGGGGUAGGAGAAGAUUAAUUCAUUCAAAUGCAGGGAUGAGGAGUGUGGAAAGGGAUGAGGCUCCACCAUCUCCUCAAAAGCCCAGCAUGCUCUCAAGUAACAGUGCUAUCUUAUCUGAUCGGAUGGAGGCUGUUCAGCUGGACAUUAGCAGUCAAACACCAAAACUUCUGACAGAAGGUUUACCAUCCCGUAUGUGUACUCGUUCUUUAGGGUCGCAAAGUACCCCAAAGGUUUGUUCUCAAGAGAGAAGAAAACCAGGUCCAAAACCCAGUUCAAAACCAGGACCAAAACCUGUCACUAAGCCUGGCCUAAAACCUAGUUCAAAGCCUGUUUUAAAACCAGGUCCAAAACAAGGCCUAAAACCUGGACCAAAACCAGGACCAAAGCCAAGUCCCAAACCUGGUGCAAAGCCUUCUUUGAAGUCUGGUCCAAAACAGAACUCAAAACCAGGUCCAAAACCUGUGGCUGUGCCAAGUGUAAAACCUAGUCCAAAGCCUGGCCCAAAGCCUGCUGCUAUACCUGCUCUGAAACCUAGUCCAAAACCUGGUUUAAAGCCUAGUCCAAAACCUGGUUUAAAGUCCACAGAAGGAGUAACGCCUAAGGGCCCUGGUCGGCCAAAAGGCCUCACCUCCAGGAUCAAAUCAAUGAAAUAUGAAAAUAAUAUAGAUGCCAUCACAGAACAUAUAGAAGAUACAAGCUGCAUAAGUGAAAACCCUGAACAACAAGAAAACACUGCAGUCACUCUGGAAACUGUUGUUGGUACUACUUUGUGCACUUCAAUAGAAAGCACAAUAGGUUCCACUUUGGACACUGCGUUGGAUGUUUCUUUUGUAAAUUCUGUAGCAAAGGAUCAGAAGUCCAUGGUAUUAAGAUCUCGGAAGCAAACACGGGAAAAGACAACAGAAGACAAGGAGAAAGAGAGAGACACAUCAACUGAGACAUCAGCAAUAAAACCCAUUGAGUCACAUAUACAGAAAGUGGCUCAGCCCUGUGAGAACCUAACAUCAACCUUAAUAUCAUCCAACUAUGAGGAUAUCUGCACAGAUUCACUUAGUCAACUUAAUGAGCAGAUUGUGUCAGUUUCAAUCAAGAGAAAAUCUAGUUUACAAGUCCCAGACCCUGUCAAGAAAAAGAAAGGUCUGAAAGUUAGUCAAACAAAAACACAGGAACCUCACCCAGAGGAGUUAGUAUUGGAAGCCCAAGGAUCAAAGGGAAGGCGAAAGCGAGGCAUUAAAUUAGAACCAUCUGCUUGCAGCACUUUGACCAAAGAUAAUGUUCCCUUGGAAGAUAUCAGUGACACACCUUGUGUGGCUCCUCAGUGUCCUACUAAAACAAAAUAUCUGCCUCCUAGGAAAGGCAGAGGACUAAAAUAUGAAGCAAUGGUUCAGAAAAUCACAUCCCCAGCAUCCAAAAAACAACCUCUAAAUAUCCAACCAGAUGUUGUGCUAGAAGAGUUAGCAACAAAGCCAUCACCAGAACUACAUGUAACAGAAAAAAGAAAGACAGUAAACACUACAAUGGUAACACCAGAGGAGGGUGAGAGCACAGUAAGCAUUGAGGAGACUCCAGACACAGCAGGUAUCCAAACUCCUCGAAAGAAGCGCAGAAAGUGGGCCACAGUGGAGAGCACGGACACACCAGAUAUAGCAUUGGAGACUGGGAGCCUCAUUAUCAACACACCAAGGCUAGCCAAACAGAGAGCCAUUAAAAAUAACCACGAGAUGCAUCUGAAGCAGCGGAAGAAGAGAAGAAAAAGCACCGAGCUUGCAAAGAGUGUGCCAAUUGUGGAAACACAUGAGCAGACUAAUGUGUUCAUCUCUCCCGCAGCACCUCCACCAUCACCACCACCAACUUCCUCAUUCAUUCUAAACACAGAACAGAAGACAAAGAUUGAACAGCUUUCAAUAGAAAUAGGCUCAACAGUAAUUAAACCGAAAAGAGGCAGGCGGCCAUCACUUAAAAAGAAACAGGAAGACUUCAGUCAGCAAAUAGGAAAUGAAGAAGGUCUAAAGGUAAAAAAAAAGCCUGGACCUAAAAAAAAGAUCCAACAGAAUAACAACGGCACCAUCAAGGUCACCGUAAAGAGACUUAAGACUAAAUUAAAAUGCAAAAAGGAAUGUAUUCCUACUGUGAAAGGGAUAGUGUCAGAUUUUUUAAAAAUGCAAGAAAGUGAAGGUAAGCAUUCUUUCAAACCAUAUGUACGCAUUGACAGCUCCAAAAAGCUUGCUUCCCUUUGCACAAUCAUAAACAAACCUGAGGAAGAGCAUCUGCUCAUCCAGACAAGAAAAAAGAACUUGGAAAAAAACAAGAUAAUACCAAACUCAUCAAUAAUGCUCCAGGGCCCCUUAGUUAACAGAAGCCUAACCGACAGGUGUCUAAUAUGCUGCCUGUGUGGAAAGCCAGCAAAUUACAGAGAGCUUGGGGAUUUGUGUGGCCCAUACUACUCUGAGAACAACAUACCACGGAAAACACUGUCUUUAACGUACCAUGAAGACUUCAGGCAAAACAGAGACAGAGAUCAAGACGAGGUGGCCAUAUGCAGUGCUGAGCAACUCAAUGAUAUGAAGAGAGGGGGAGAAAAAGACUUACUUCAGGAAGGGACAAGUGAAGGAGAUUGCAGGCAGGUGAUGAGAGAAAGAAGGGCACAACUUAAAAGUCAUCUUGGCUUGCGGACGAGGUUCAAAAGACUGCAGCUGUUGCAAGGGAGAGCUGGUGGAGGAGUUCCCCCUGCUGGUGAGGAGGGCUCUUACUCUGUUCUACAGAGGUUACAGCUGGAGGCUGAGGUUAAUGAGCACUGGGCACAUGAGUCCUGCGCUGUCUGGACCAGUGGUGUGAUCCUCAUCGCAGGCAAACUUUGCGGACUUAAGGAAGCUGCACAGGAAUCUACACUCACAAAAUGCUCUAAGUGCCAGAGUGAAGGAGCCUCCAUCAGCUGCAGCUGGAAGAGCUGUAUUCAUAAAUACCACUAUGUCUGCGCCAAAGAGACAGGCUGCACAUUCGAUGAAGACACUUUCUCGAUAAAAUGUCCAAAACACCAGGCUAUGUAAUAUAGGAGUUCAAAGACUUUUAACAAGCACGGAUGUACAUCUGCCUGCGUAACACUGAACUGACUGAAACUGAAACUGGCUUCAGCUGAAGCACAAGGUACUGUAGCAAUACUGACCUGAGACCAGAUCAUCUCUGCAUCCAAACUACAAGGCCCUGAGCUACCCGCUUACAAUCUGUCCCCUGCAGCAUCUACCGCCUGCCUGGGCAGCUCCUCUAUGAGAAAAAAAAUAAAUAAACAGGAGCCAUUGGUCAAAAAAAAAACCUGAAUGUGCCACUCAUCCGUUUGAUUCCUUUUUUUCCUCCCCAAUCUUUCUUUUCUGGAAGGGAUGCUAUCAGUCGGAGACACCUGGAGGCAGAUUUGGCUGGCGGCCCUCUCUAGCGGCCCGAGCCCUGCCACCGUUUGGCACAGAGGCAUGCCUGGUGAUUUUGAAAGGCAUUCAGAUUUGAAGAUGUCAUGCAUCAAGCACCCACUGGAUGUAAUUCAAUAUCUGCUUACGUGUUAUUAAAAAAAAUGUACAUGGUGUGCUAUACAGGUCUAAAUAUUCUGAAAAAGUCAAAAUAUUAUUUUAUUAUGAUGCUCUUCCAAGAUGUAUUUUGAUGUGCGUUUGCAAACACAUGGCACCACUUAGACGGCGCUGGUAUCUGUCCAAAUCUGUGUUCUCCAGAAACAAUGCAGCAGUAUGUACAGGUCUGCACCUUAAACAAAUUAAGGGCCUUUCUUUACUGAAGACUGUUUCGUUUUAACAUUGACGUGAAAGUCACCGGACCUGAAAAUGAAGCCGGAGAGAACGACGCUAAAGAACCUUAAAUGAAGCGCUUUAUGUUCACCACUAUGCUGUACGUGACAAACACAAUAUUGUAGGCUAUUUUAUGUUACUCCACAUUCAGCCCAUUACAGUAUUACCACAAAUGAUUAAGUUAAAGUUAUUCUUACAAUGAUUAAUUCAAAGUAAUUGUGUAUAUAAGUAUUUGCUGCUGUUUAAAUGUAAGAUGUGAUGUACUAUUAUAAUGGUGUAUAGUAUUUCUUAGAGAUGUUUAUUUUCUAUAAAACAAAUAUGUUAUUGCCUUUAAAAUGUUAUUAAAAACAAUGAAUUCAAAUGCCUUUUUUCAGAAUUGUAUUUGUCCACAUUACCCAUAGGAUUUAUUGCAAUGUUUUGAUGUUUUAAGAGAUGUUUGGAAUGUUAUUUGUAUUGCUGCCAUCAAAUACACUGGAUUUGUGAACAUCCGCCGGUGUCUUUGCCAUUGAGAUACAACUUGUGGUUUAUAUUCCCUUCUUGUGCUAUUGUGAUUCUGGGAAGAAGAAAGAAACAAAAAAAAACAAUCCACAGCCAUUAUCCUCCAAAGAUAUCUCCAGCACACUACUAAAAAGUCAAAAUGACAUUUAAAAGCAGAUAGAAUCAAGGAGCUGAUACAGCAUCAUUGACGCUGUAAUGUUAUGACACAUUAUGUCAUGUUAGCAAUGCUAGCAAUGUUAGCAUGUCAUGUUAGCAAGCUAGUAAAAUAAUGGCGCUAUGUGAUUCUCUCAAACCUUGUGAAAGGUUUGCUAGCUGAGUUCAAGUUAUACAGUCAAGUGCAAACAUUUGCAUAGAUAUGAGAUAAAAUAAGGACAAAGGAAUGUUAAAUAUUAAAAACUUCAAAUAAUUU
Messenger RNA from Ictalurus punctatus (channel catfish), 8175 nucleotides. RefSeq names its product retinoic acid-induced protein 1. The coding region runs from base 600 to 6530 and encodes 1976 amino acids. Gene Ontology annotation, cellular component: nucleus. NCBI's taxonomy places the organism in Eukaryota, Metazoa, Chordata, Actinopteri, Siluriformes, Ictaluridae. The transcript is spliced from 5 exons. Gene Ontology annotation, biological process: circadian regulation of gene expression; regulation of transcription by RNA polymerase II. The record is from RefSeq and is a predicted model, not a curated record.